AGCCAAAGUGAAGUUAAAAAUGCAUUACUUUUCACUUCGUUUCUGUAGAGGAGCCAGCAGACUUUCUUCUCCAAGUUUCAUGGCUCCCUCCCUCUCUUCUCUCUUACUCUCACCCUCCAACCCUUCUUUCCUUUCUUCCCCAAACCCUAACUUCACCCACCGCCGCACUAUCUCUCGCCGCACCCAAAUCCUCUCCUUCACCAAAAACAACAACAAUUCGUCUUCCAAGCCCACCGACCUCGCCGCCACCGAGAAGAAGUCGUUCGCCGUCGCCACCGGCGAGCUAUUCUUGGGCCUGGCGUCGCGGCUCUUCAUACGGAGAGGGCCCAGCAAGGGCCCGAAUGGGGAGGUGGGUUCGGUGGCCAUGUUUGAGGACUUGAAUGGGAGUGGGUUUUAUGCGAAUGGUAGUAGUAGUAGCAAGGAGAGGAUUGGGGCUGUGAUGGAGGAUGAGAUUGAACCCGACGUCGUUUGGGAGCAGAGAGUGAAGGACGUGGAAGCUGAGCGUCAACGACGUGUCGUUACGAGUCCUGGGUUUAGUUUCUCUGCUGCUGGGCUCUUGUUUCCUUACCAUCUCGGUGUCGCUCAGUUCCUCAUUGAAAAGGGUUAUAUCAAGGAGACCACGCCAUUAGCUGGUUCCUCAGCUGGUGCAAUAGUCUGUGCGGUGAUUGCCUCUGGAGCAAGUAUGGAAGAGGCCUUGAAAGCUACCAAAAUCCUGGCUGAAGAUUGCCGGAAUAGAGGGACUGCAUUUCGGCUUGGGGCUGUUCUUCGAGAUGUUCUUGAUAAGUUUCUGCCAGAUGAUGUUCAUAUUAGGUCCACCGGGAGGGUUCGUGUUGCUGUAACCCAGAUUCUUUGGAGGCCUAGGGGCUUGUUGGUGGAUACGUUCGAUUCCAAGGAAGAUGUCAUCAAUGCAGUUUUCACUUCUUCCUUUAUUCCAGGAUAUCUUGCACCUAGACCAGCUACAUUGUUUCGAAACAGACUUUGCAUUGAUGGGGGAUUGACGUUGUUUAUGCCACCGACAUCUGCUGCACAGACGAUUCGUGUUUGCGCUUUUCCAGCUAGUCGAUUGGGGUUGCAAGGAAUUGGGAUCAGUCCAGACUGUAAUCCUGAAGAUAGGGCCAGCCCCCGAGAGCUUUUCAAUUGGGCACUUGAGCCAGCAGAAGAUCAUGUUUUAGACCGGCUCUUCCUGCUUGGGUAUCAAGAUGCGGCUGUUUGGGCAGAAGAGAACCCAGUCGAAGAUUUAGUUGAAGAUGUAGUUGAAGAUAACGACUCCUUAGUUGGAAAUGGCCUUCCCUCUUCAUGAUAGUGAUUGAUAUAGAAGAUGUAUGAGAUCAUCAGGGGGUUCCUCUCCAACCUUUUGGAUCCUGUUAUUACAUUAUCAAGUGGCAGGUUCCAGAGGCUAGUAUUCCUGUUGCAGUACAGUGCUUAUUUAUAGAGGACAGAAUGAGCAUUCUCUGGUAUAGUACCACAUAUUGUAUAAUAAGAUUGUAAAGUCGGGACAAUAAAAUAGGAAAAGCCAUAGAAUAGUUUAUAUGAGAUUAAUAAGAAUAGUUCAAUUUCAAUCUUUA
This is a messenger RNA of Quercus robur (English oak), 1565 nucleotides long. RefSeq lists its product as uncharacterized. The record is from RefSeq and is a predicted model, not a curated record. NCBI's taxonomy places the organism in Eukaryota, Viridiplantae, Streptophyta, Magnoliopsida, Fagales, Fagaceae. Gene Ontology annotation, biological process: triglyceride catabolic process; lipid homeostasis. Gene Ontology annotation, cellular component: membrane; lipid droplet; cytoplasm. The coding region runs from base 20 to 1300 and encodes 426 amino acids. Gene Ontology annotation, molecular function: triacylglycerol lipase activity. The transcript has 7 exons.